Messenger RNA from Alternaria incomplexa, 762 nucleotides. RefSeq lists its product as uncharacterized. The record is from RefSeq and is a predicted model, not a curated record. The coding region runs from base 1 to 762 and encodes 253 amino acids. The transcript has 2 exons. Lineage: Eukaryota; Fungi; Ascomycota; Dothideomycetes; Pleosporales; Pleosporaceae.
AUGUCUCUCAAGAGCGUGAUGCCUUUCGAAGAUUUUCUAAGGUGGAAUAGUGACCGCAAUAUUGAACUGCGGUACGAUCGGUUCGUGAACGACAAUAGGUAUGAGCAGCGCAUCACCUGUCUACCGUCAAGCGCGGGCGUCCAACAGAAAUGGUCUUCACAUACGGAAGCUGAAAAGCACCGAAGUGCUCCUGCACGGCUAGAGGGAACAUACGAGGGUUUUAGCAUCGAAAGAACUACAGACACCGUUAUGGAUGCACCACUCGACAACGCUAAGGACCAUGACUCUGUACUCGGCCCUCGUAGUAACCCCGUGAGGUUGAGUCGCAAAGCUGCUGUGAAGCGCAACAGUACGAAAGAGAAAAGGUCUACGACUGAGAGACACAACAGUGCGACGCAGAGCACCCACGUCCGCGCGAAGACUUCUUCUAUGGUGCCAGCUAUCCGGAUCAUUGGAAGCACGCUACCCAUCUUACCCCGCUUUAGCUUCGAUGAAACACCCAGUGAGCUCUCGUUUAGCCUCAGCAAGCUCUCCAACUCGCCUGAUUUUGAAGACAUCCCGCUUAGCCCCGUGGCUGGUUCAGAGCCGGUCAACUCGUCUCAACCGCAACUACCUGCCCAAGACCAGCGAAGCCAUCGAGCAGCCGAAGAGGAACGAGAAGAAAAGAUGGGAAACCAAGAAGUGGAGCGACAGCAACGCCAUGUUCCGACGACUUUUGAUCAGAUAUUGGGAGAGAAGAAGGUUCCUACCGCGUUGUUGUAG